Messenger RNA from Daldinia decipiens, 724 nucleotides. RefSeq lists its product as uncharacterized. The transcript has 2 exons. Lineage: Eukaryota; Fungi; Ascomycota; Sordariomycetes; Xylariales; Hypoxylaceae. The record is from RefSeq and is a predicted model, not a curated record. Bases 117 to 560 code for a protein of 147 amino acids.
CCUUUCGUAGGUCUCGUGGCUUGAAAAGGCCACGACAUCGGCAGGUAUUUAGAGCUUCCUUAAGCCAGCUUCCUUAAGCCAUCUAGUUUGCACGGCCAAAAAUCCAUCUUAGAUCAAUGAUUCAUUCAAACGUAGCAACUAGCCCGAAUAAUAAACCAAACCAAAUGCCUUCAGAUCCUUCCACGGCUACACCAUAUACGAUAGUAGGGCCUGAGAGCGCUCGAACGGGCUAUAAUAUCCUAGCUAGCAUCCUUCAUUGGAUUUCUCUUGCUGGACUGAUCCUAUUUCCAGGGACUUUCGCGUAUUUCGACCGCAUAAGCAUGCUACGACGUACAGAAGCUGGAAGGGCCUUGCGGCGUGUCGCAAGAAAUAUCCCAAUAUUGUACGUAGCCGGAUGCGCUUGCAUACUGGGUGGUCUUGGGGUUGUUUGGUUAUGGUGGACAGUCCGUCAUAAUUCUAUCUGGCUGAUCAGCCGUGUUUUCUUCCCUAGCAUUCUCGGCGGGCUGAUCCGUUUAGUUACUACGUUGGUAAACGUCUAUACUACUGGAAACGGAGAUUAGUCUCUCAUGACGAGUGUAGCGUCUUCGAUCAUCGAGUUACCGGCCUUAUGUAUUCUAGUUUCUCAUUAUCGUAUGAUGACCGUAGCCCCUCUCAAGGUUAGAGGAGUUUCUUGGGAAUGCUCGACCUGAUAUGACUUCGCGUUGAGCAUGAAGGUACCUUAGGU